Messenger RNA from Sparassis crispa, 216 nucleotides. RefSeq lists its product as hypothetical. Lineage: Eukaryota; Fungi; Basidiomycota; Agaricomycetes; Polyporales; Sparassidaceae. The record is from RefSeq and is a predicted model, not a curated record. The transcript is spliced from 2 exons. The coding region runs from base 1 to 216 and encodes 71 amino acids.
AUGGAUGGCUGUUCGCGAGCAUUCCGGUGGUACGCUGCAGACGCUGCAGUUCGCAACUCGAAGGUGAAAGUGCUGCCGCGUCUACGACGUCUGACUCUAGACUUCCCCCGUCUUGAAUCUGCAUUUGAGGUUGCGGAUCUCGUCAAUCUCGUGACCACCUUCCCCGGCCUGGCCGAGCUAAGGCUCUGCCCCGUCGUGCGUUUCCGUUCAGAGUAA